Melampsora larici-populina 98AG31 is the source of this 1383-nucleotide messenger RNA. RefSeq lists its product as uncharacterized. Gene Ontology annotation, biological process: oxalate metabolic process. The record is from RefSeq and is a predicted model, not a curated record. Bases 1 to 1383 code for a protein of 460 amino acids. The transcript has 10 exons. Lineage: Eukaryota; Fungi; Basidiomycota; Pucciniomycetes; Pucciniales; Melampsoraceae.
AUGCAUCUCAGCUCUGCUUUUGUCGUGUGUGUCUUUUUCUUCACCAGGCUUGCAAACUCUAUGCCAGUGGAUGAUCACACAGAAACCCCUCUUUUCCCGCACAACCUCGCUCGGUCUUUGAAACAACAAGAGCCAGGUACACCUGGAAAGCUAUCCAACACAGGUCCUUCAAUUUCACCCGACACCAACCCAUCAUAUUGGGCAGAAUUCAACGCAAAGACCAAACCUUCGCAACCUAUCAGAGGCACCAAACUUGGCGCUACCAUCCUUGGACCCACCAAUCUUAAUAAUCAAAACCAGAAUGCCGACUCACUUGCUCCACCCUCGACCGACCACGGGACUGUACCUUCGUCGAAAUGGCCCUUUUCUAGCAGUCACAAUCGACUAUCGGAGGGAGGAUGGGCCCGACAGCAGACAAUGGCAGUUCUGCCAACCGCAACCCAAAUGGCCGGAGUCAACAUGAGACUAGAGGCUGGUGCGAUUAGAGAAUUGCACUGGCAUAGUGCGAGUGAAUGGGCGUACAUCAUCGCAGGCUCAGCCGAAAUCACGGCCGUCGAUGCACAAGGACGUAAUUUUAUUGAUACUGUAGAAGCUGGAGACAAAUAUUUCCCAUCCGGUGACCCUCAUUCGAUCCAAGCAGGAGCAAAUGGGACAGAGUUCGUACUGGUAUUUGAUAAUGGGUCAUUUGAUGAAGAUUCCACCUUCCUCUUGACCGAUUGGCUCUCACACACCCCCAAAGGAGUCAUUAACAAAAACUUUGGUUUCCCUGCGAAUGACAAGGCUUUCGACGACUUGCCUUCAGGAAACGGUUUAUACAUCUUCAAUGCCGAAGUACCAACUCCCGAAGACUCUAAACUACCAGAGGAUCCCUAUGGUCAAAUCCCAGAGCCUUUCUCUUAUCAUUUCAGCCAGCAGAGUUUUACAGAAGAAAACGAUGGUGGAUGGGUUAAGAUCGCCGACUCUACAAACUUCAAAGCAAGUAAGACUAUUGCAUCUGCUGAAGUAAUGCUCAAGCCUGGAUCUAUUCGAGAGAUGCACUGGCAUCCAACCUCAGACGAAUGGUCUUUGAUCCUUUCUGGAGAAACCAGAGUAACCAUCUUUGCCGCAAGUGGGAAUGCGGCUACUUAUAAUCUACAAGCAGGAGAUGUUGGAUAUAUCCAUGAACAAAACGGACAUUACGUGGAGUGUAUCUCAACUGAACCCUGUCAUUUCUUGGAAGUGUUGAAAGCACCAAAGUUCGAAGAUGUAGCUCUGGCUCAAUGGCUAGCAGUUAUUCCACCUAAAUUGGUUCAAGAUCAUUUGAGGGUUUCUAAGGAGACUGUCAACUCUUUUCGUAAGAAGAAAGAGGCUGUGAGAUUUGGAUCACUAUCCAAUGAGAAUUAG